Messenger RNA from Amyelois transitella, 1624 nucleotides. Its product is annotated as synaptic vesicle 2-related protein. Gene Ontology annotation, molecular function: transmembrane transporter activity. The record is from RefSeq and is a predicted model, not a curated record. The transcript has 11 exons. Bases 64 to 1563 code for a protein of 499 amino acids. Lineage: Eukaryota; Metazoa; Arthropoda; Insecta; Lepidoptera; Pyralidae. Gene Ontology annotation, biological process: transmembrane transport.
UAAUUAUCUAUUAUAUUAUAUCAAUCAAUGUUUUGUGUAAAAAAGUGAAGUGAUAUAAUCGCAAUGAAGAUAGAUUUGGAUUACAUUGAAACAGAUUUGGAAGAGGCUUUGGAUUUAGCUGGUUCUGGCAAGUACCAGGUGUUCCACUGCGCUCUCAUGCUGUUCUCAUUAUGCUCGGCAAUGCUGGAGAUUGUCGGCACUGCCUUCGUCUUGCCGGCAGCCGCCUGCGAUCUUGACCUGCCUGACACUAUUAAGGGGAUAAUGACUUCGGUUCCUAACAUAGGCAUUAUACUGACAGCUCCGAUGUGGGGGCGCGCAGCUGACACCCUGGGUCGGAAGCCAGUGCUGCAGUUCUCCUCGGCUAUGGCCGGCACCAUCUGUCUGCUGGCCGCCUUCAUGCCCAACUUGUCCAGCUUCGCGAUUUGCAAGUUCGCGGGUUCACUUUUCCUGGCUUGCCCUUCGUCGCUGGGUUGGGCAUACGCCGGAGAGCUCAUUCCUCGAGGGAGACGGGACACCGUGGUACUCAUCUGUAAUGGGCUGCUCAUGAUGUCUUCUACUUUCAGCCCUAUUAUCGCCUGGGCAGUUCUAUCAAACGAUUUCCGAUACGACCUUGGAUCGCUGACGCUCCGUCCAUGGCGGGUUCUCACCAUAGCGUACGCGGUACCUCUCAUCCUGACUGCAGCCUGGACUGCGCGUGCGCACGAGAGCCCCAAGUUCCUAAUGGCGAAGGGCAGGAGGAGACAGGCUUUGGAAGUGUUGAGGAAGAUAUAUGCUGUAAACACGGGGCUGUCUUGGAAAAAUUAUUGUGUAACAUCACUGAGGAACGAAGAUAAAGGCGUACUACAGCUGGUAGACGGGUUAAGGUCCCUUGAACCUAAAAAACACACUUACACAGAGUUCCUAAAGCCUCCGCACUUCAAAUGGCUUGCUAUUUGCGGUUUUCUUAUGUUCGGAGCGUUUUCAUUGUUGAAUGGCUUGUUCCUGUUCGCAGCGGACACCAUCAAUAGGGUCAUGACGGACUCUGACCAAGAAGGCGCCAUCUGCCUCACCAUGAACCAACCUGGCAAUACGACAAACACAUGCAUAGACAAGAUAUCACACGAGGCUUUCAUGGUCAUGUUGGUGACGACCGUUGUCUAUGGCGUAGUGGUGCUGACCAUCAGCUUGUGUCCCAUAGACAAGAGGAACCAGCUCACCGGGAUGUUUGUUGUGGUCGGCGUCACUUGCCUCGUGUCAGUAUUGGAGAGGAACAGGAUGGUGGCAGGAGUGGCGAUGUCUGGUCUGCAAUUAACAUCCCUGGGGAUCGGCCCGCUCACUGCGUACACGAUACAUUUGUUCCCGACAAGAUUGAGGGGCACAGCCGUGGGUGCAGUGCUAAUGUUCGGCCGACUGGGCUCUGUGGUGGGAGCCAACGCGGCCGGGUACCUCCUAGCUGUGGCCUGCACAUCAACCUUCUAUGGUUUCAGCGUAUUACUGUUUGCCUGUGCUGCAUUGACCUUCUGCCUGCCGCGACCUUCUGGGACCACUCCUGAUGGGUACCUGGACACGGACGGUGGUAGCUAGUAGUUCUUGAACAUGUAAAGACAGAUGAUCUCUAUUAAAUAUAUUAUAAGCUUUUAAUCUA